CUGAGGCAGAAGGUGUGGUGUAGGGCACUUUCUUACAGCAAGAAAAAGACUAAGGAAUGGCCACUUCUAAGAGUCCCUGGUCUGAUGACAACUUUUUAUGUUCCAUCUGUCUUGAUGUUUUCAACAGCCCCGUCUCCACACCAUGUGGACACAACUUCUGCAAAACCUGUAUUACACCAUUCUGGGAUGGACAAAACCAGUACAAAUGUCCUGUUUGCAUCAAGAUUUUCCCCACAAGACCUGAUUUACAGGUCAAUACCUUCAUAUCAGAGAUGGUUAAUCAGUUCAGAACCUCUCUACGAGUGAAAGAGCAGCCUUGUGUUGAACCAGGAGAAGUUCCCUGUGACGUCUGUACUGGGACCCAGCUGAAGGCUGUGAAGUCCUGCCUAGUGUGUUUUACCUCUUACUGUCACACCCACCUGGAGCCCCAUCAGAGAGUCGCAGGCCUAAAGAUACAUCCGUUAGUAAACCCUAUGGACCGUCUGGAAGACAGGAUGUGUACGAAACACCACAAACUUCUGGAGCUCUUCUGCCAGACUGAACAGGUGUGUGUGUGUAUGUUGUGCACAGUGAUGGACCACAAGUCCCAUCCUGUUGUACCUCUAAAGGAGGAAUAUGAAGUGAAGAUGGCCCAGCUGGAAAAUAUAGAGUCUGAAGUUCAGAGGAUGAUCCAGGAGGGACAACAAAAGAUACAGAAGAUCAAAGACAAAGUACAACUCGGCAAAGCAGAGGCAGACAGAGUGCUGGCAAAGGGUGUGCAGGUCCUCACUGUUCUGAUGCGCUGCAUUGAAAAGUGCUGGGAGGAUCUCUACCAAACUGUUAAAGAGAAACUGAAAUCCACAGAGAAACACGCUGGAGGCCUCAUCAAAGAGCUGGAGCAGGAAAUAGAAGAUCUGACCAAUAAAAGCUCAGAGGUGAAGCAGCUCUUAGACACUGAAGACCAUCUCCUCUGCCUCAAGACCUUCAGAAUCCCGAAGAAUCCUCCACCAACCAGGGACAGGAGGACAGUGGAGGUCUGUCCUCCGUCAUACGUAGGAACCUUGAGGAGAUCCCUGGAUCACCUGGAGGAAACACUGAACAUGGAGAUGGAGAAGGCUCUGUCCAAUCCUGUCUUGUUCUCCCAUUCAGAUGCCUGUGAGCUCACACUGGACCCAAACACAGCCUACAGACGACUCAUUCUUUCUGAGGACAACAGAAAGGUGACAUGGGUUAGAGAGCAGUCGUAUCCUGAUCACCCAGAGAGAUUUGACUCCUGUCCCCAGGUGUUGUGUAGAGAGGGUCUGACUGGCCGCUGUUACUGGGAGGUAGAGAGGGAGGGUUGUGUUUAUAUAGCAGUGACAUACGGAGGAAUCACAAGGAGAGGAAGAAGUGAUGUAAGCAGGCUUGGAGGGAACAACAAGUCCUGGAGUCUUUAUUGUGAUAAUGAUGGUUACUAUGCCUGGUACAACGGUAUUAAAACAGACAUACCUCUCCCCUCCGCUGGCUCUCACAGAGUAGGAGUGUAUCUGGACCGGCCUGCUGGCACUCUGUCCUUCUACAGAGUGUCCCCAGAUGUAGGAGAGUCCUCAGACACACUGAAACACAUCCACACCUUCCAGUCUACCUUUACCCAGGAGGCCCUCCUCCCUGGGUUUGGGAUUGGAUGGCCUGGUUCCUCAGUGUCUCUGUGUAGGUUUUAG
Messenger RNA from Gadus morhua (Atlantic cod), 1679 nucleotides. Its product is annotated as E3 ubiquitin/ISG15 ligase TRIM25-like. Gene Ontology annotation, molecular function: zinc ion binding; protein binding. The record is from RefSeq and is a predicted model, not a curated record. The transcript has 3 exons. Bases 57 to 1679 code for a protein of 540 amino acids. NCBI's taxonomy places the organism in Eukaryota, Metazoa, Chordata, Actinopteri, Gadiformes, Gadidae.